This is a messenger RNA of Spodoptera exigua (beet armyworm), 882 nucleotides long. The record is from the annotation of a GenBank genome assembly. NCBI's taxonomy places the organism in Eukaryota, Metazoa, Arthropoda, Insecta, Lepidoptera, Noctuidae.
GUUUGACAUUUAGAGAUUUUUGUUUGGUUGCUUGACGGCCGGACUCAGCGAAAAAUUUGAUUACUCAUUUUGUACGAAAACCUGUGAAACUUUCAUUUAUUCGUUUUAUUCUAAAAGAAAUCUAUUCAAGAUGUUUCUUACACGUUCUGAGUACGACCGUGGUGUAAACACAUUCAGCCCUGAAGGAAGGCUGUUCCAAGUGGAAUAUGCCAUUGAAGCGAUCAAACUUGGUUCGACGGCGAUUGGUAUCUGCACUUCUGAAGGUGUAGUUCUGGCUGUAGAAAAGAGGAUUACUUCGCCACUAAUGGAGCCUACUACGAUUGAGAAGAUUGUAGAGGUGGACAGACAUAUUGCGUGCGCUGUUUCUGGAUUGAUGGCUGAUUCUAGAACUUUAGUGGAGCGUGCUCGUGUGGAGUGCCAGAACCACUGGUUUGUGUACAAUGAGCGCAUGAGUGUGGAGUCUUGUGCUCAGGCUGUAUCCAACUUGGCCAUCCAGUUUGGAGACAGUGAUGAUGAUAGUGGAACAGCCAUGUCUAGACCUUUUGGUGUUGCUGUCAUGUUUGCAGGUAUUGAUGAGAAAGGACCGCAGCUGUUCCAUAUGGAUCCCAGCGGUACAUUUGUGCAGUAUGAUGCUAAGGCCAUUGGCUCUGGUAGUGAAGGUGCUCAGCAGAGUUUGAAGGAAGUAUACCACAAAUCGAUGACUCUCAAGGAAGCUAUUAAGUCAGCGCUCACUAUCCUCAAGCAAGUUAUGGAGGAGAAGCUUUCAGAGAACAAUGUGGAGGUUGUGACCAUGACUCCUGGAUCCAUGUUCCACAUGUUUACCCGAGAACAGCUGGCUGAGGUUAUUAAAGACAUACCUUGAGUACUCAUAGUAAUUAGCAG